GAAAUCCGCAUUCACUCUCUCUAAUGAGGAAUCAGGUCGAUGGUGCUGAUACCUGUUAUCACCGAUACAACCAGAGAUAUUAUUUCACUUAUCUUAGAAUGGUGACCACUUGUGUCGUGCCUUGUUGCCGUAAACGAUCAGACAGAUGUCCUCAGUUACGUUAUUUCAGAAUACCAGCGGUACGGACAAAUGAGGGAAGCCUGACAAGAAAACUUAGUGACAGGAGAAGGGCUACAUGGAUAGCGAGGAUAAACCGAGCAAACUUCCAACCCACGGCUGCUCAUAGAGUCUGCUCUCUACACUUUGCAAAAGGUGAACCAUCUCAACUCUAUGAUCAAGCAAAUCCAGAUUGGGCCCCCUCAUUGAAGUUAGAAGUAACUUUGGAAGCCAUCACUCAUACUGACAAAGAAGAGGAAGUGGAACCUGAGCCUGCACCGAGUAGCCAUGGUGACGAGAAGCUUCAGAGCAAACAUAAGGACAACAGUCUGAAGUGUGUGGACCCACCUACCCGGCCCCUUUCCUGUGCUUCAGAGCCCAAUGGCGUUGAUUCGUCAGGUUUGGGCAGGAAUGGCAGAGACGAGUCAUCAGAAGUCGCCUCACUGAGGGGGUUACAUGUGAGGCUGGUGGACUGCCGUGACAGACUGGGACCACAUGGAGUUUUGAUCGUUAAAGAAGAUGGAGGUGAUGGCUCCCAGAUCCGUCAGAAUGGAGAUGACGCCUCUGCACCUAAAGAGGGAGUGAGGAGCUCGUGUGGGAAGCUGUUUCCCAGGGCAACCGAUCUUCACCAUCACAAGAGAACACACACCACUGAGAAGCCUUACCAGUGCUCGCAGUGUGACAAGCACUUCUCUCUCAGGUCGAACUUUAGGAAGCACCAGAGAGUGCACAGCGGAGAGAGACCAUACCGCUGCACGCAGUGUGGCGUGUCCUUCACUCAGGUGUCCAACCUGACGAGGCACAGGUAUCAGCACACUGGGGAGCUGCUUAACGUCUGCACUGUGUGUGGGAAAGCUUUCGCUCGACAGGACCUUCUCAAAAAACACAACCGAGUUCAUACCGGGGAGAGACCGUACGCUUGCACUCAGUGUCCAAAGUCUUUUUCGUGGGUUUCGUCGCUCAAACAUCAUUUGACUACCCAUGUGGAUCAGACUUCGAAGAACUUGCAGGGUAGCUUGUGUGUCCUCGAGGACCACCGGAGGCCCCCUGCAGGGGAAAAGCCUCAUCAGUGCUCACACUGUGACAAAAGCUUUAGUGGACAAUCUAGCCUCCGGGCGCAUCACAGGAGACACACAGGGGAGAAGCGGUGUCUGUGCCAGUACUGCGGUAAAACGUUCAGCGGGCCGCAGUCUCUUGCCGUCCACCAGCGCACGCACACCGGAGAGAGACCGUUCAAGUGCGUGCGGUGCGGAAAAAGCUUUGCCCAGUCGUCGGUGCUGCGUAGCCACGAGCUGCGGCACACGGGCGAACGGCCUCACGUCUGUGGAUCGUGCGGGCGGGCCUUCGUCCGUCGGGACUUGCUCAAGAAGCACCAGCGAGUGCACACCGGGGAGAAACCUUAUCACUGCGCCAUCUGCGGGAAUCGCUUUGGAUACCCGGCAAGUCUGAAGAAACACCUGAAGCAGGCGCACACCGUGGUGGUGGUGGAAAACCGCCGGUGCUCGCAGUGUGGGAUGAGGUUCACGACAACGCGGGAUUUCAGGACGCACGGGUGUGUGAUGACGAAGGGCGGUUCCGUUGAGAACGCUUUCGGCGGAUCGUUGCAAGAACUGGCUGAAGAGUUGGUGUUGCCUCUUAUUCAGGGAAACCCCAUGUGAUGCACUGAUGGUGAGGUGUGUUUUGUGUGGACUUGAUUGAUGCAUUUGCACUUAUGAAUACAAAUAAAUUAAUAUAAAAUCUCA
This is a messenger RNA of Clupea harengus (Atlantic herring), 1898 nucleotides long. RefSeq lists its product as uncharacterized. Gene Ontology annotation, molecular function: RNA polymerase II cis-regulatory region sequence-specific DNA binding; DNA-binding transcription activator activity, RNA polymerase II-specific. Gene Ontology annotation, cellular component: nucleus. NCBI's taxonomy places the organism in Eukaryota, Metazoa, Chordata, Actinopteri, Clupeiformes, Clupeidae. The record is from RefSeq and is a predicted model, not a curated record. Gene Ontology annotation, biological process: regulation of transcription by RNA polymerase II.